AUGUGUCCCGCGGCGGCUCUCUGUGUUCUGAGCGGGUUACCGGCGGCCGGUAAAUCACGGCUGGCGAGGGAGCUACGGGAGCGCGCACAGGCUCGCGGAUGGAGGACGCUGCUCGUGACCUAUGACGAUCUGAUCCCCGCGGGCGACUGGCGGCAGUCUGAAUGGAAGCAGUACAGGAAGACUGUUCUGAUGUGCCUAGAGAGAUUCCUUCAUCAGACUCUCUCCGAUCAGACUCACACACUCUCCGAUCAGACUCACACACUCUGUGAUCAAACUCACUCACUCUCCGGUCAGACUCACACACUCUCCGGUCAGACUCACACACUCUCCGGUCAGACUCACACACUCUCCGAUCAGACUCACACACUCUCUGAGUCUGAUGGAGUCUGGAUGAGGUUUGAUCGGAUGCAGCAGCAGCAGAGCGUCUCUCACACACACACACACACACACACACACUCGCAGCCGCUCGUGGUUCUGCUGGACGAUAACUUCUACUACCAGAGCAUGAGAUACCAGAUCCAGCAGCUGGCCAGGAAGUAUGGCGUGGGUUUCUGUCAGGUGUUUCUCCAGUGUCCGCUGCACGUGUGUCUCCAGAGGAACCGGUGCAGACCUCAGCCUGUUCCUGAUGAAGUUCUGCUGCAGAUGUGUGAGCGAAUGGAGCCUCCGAACGAGAUCAGAAACCCUUGGGAGCAGCAGAGCCUGACACUGGACAGCACAGAAGACAUCGCAGAUGGACACAUACAGAAGCUGAUGGACUUGCUGGUGUCUGCGCUGGAAAACCCUCUGAGCCCGGUCCAGGACGAGUCGAAGCAGAAGGAGGCUGACAGACGGCUCUGUGCGUCCAGCGCUCUUCAUCAGGCGGAUCAGACGUGCAGACGACUGGUUUCUCAGACGGUGGCUUCAGCUCGCGAAGGCCAGGCGUCUCCAGACGUGAUGAAGGCUCUGACUAAAGCACUGAUCGAGCUGAAGACUGUGUUCCUGCAGGAGCUGAAGAAGGAUGUUCUUCAUCGUGUCUCAGUUUUCCCAGAGGAGCCUGUGGAUGUGGAGAAGCUGCUGGAGGACGUGUCUACGGCGUUCCAGCGACGCUUGCAUGAGAUCCUGUGCAAACACACGACCGCUUGACUCCUGAUAAUGAACCAAACUGUGAUGAAGUCUUUCUGAUUGUGUAUAAGAUGGAACUUCUCAAUAUUCUUUCUGUAAAUGCAUCUGUCCACGACUCGUUGCUGAUUUUCUUUUAGAGAUUCAUGAAGAGUUUGUGAUAUUGAUUGUUUUUCUUUACAAAGAUUGCAGUUCUGUAUAUUAAAUGUAUAUUAAGUUCACAUGAUUAACGAAUUGCAGAAAUCCUUAAUUUGUCAGUGGUUAAUGUGAACAAUCUGCAUCACUGACAGACCGAUCAUUAUUAAACUGAAAAUGAAUGAA
This is a messenger RNA of Carassius gibelio (silver crucian carp), 1419 nucleotides long. RefSeq names its product L-seryl-tRNA(Sec) kinase (gene pstk). The record is from RefSeq and is a predicted model, not a curated record. The transcript has 6 exons. Lineage: Eukaryota; Metazoa; Chordata; Actinopteri; Cypriniformes; Cyprinidae. The coding region runs from base 1 to 1122 and encodes 373 amino acids. Gene Ontology annotation, molecular function: tRNA binding; kinase activity.